AUGGCUAACUUCCGCUUGGGCGUUACCCUAGCUGGGGUGGCUCUUGGGGCACUGGUGUUUUUGCAGCUGAUUGCGGUAUUCAAACUUGAUGUCCAGUCACCGCCGCCGCCUAGCUUUAGUUCAAAUUUCAACCAGUGGAAAGCCAGAGCGAACGCGGAGGCAGCUGAUGAUAUCUUUUUGGUCGGAGCGGGCAAGGCAGACGUAACUGGGCCCGUUGUGGAACUUGCCCUCGCUGGCUAUGCCAGUUUGGACCAACUAGGUACUGGUCUAAAACAGAGACUGUAUUCCCGCGCCUUCAUCUUCGCAGACCCAAACAACCCCGAUGACACUUUUGUGUACCUAGUUCUCGAUACACUUACCGGUGACACCGCCGUGCGACAUGGUGUCCUGGAGGGUCUCACUGCGCUCGGUGGGAAGUAUGCAAGGUACGGUGAACACAACGUCGCAAUGACGGGGACACAUUCGCACUCCGGCCCUGGAGCGUGGAUGAACUACUUGCUGCCCCAGGUACCGUCAUUGGGUUUCAACAAGCAAAGCUAUCAAGCUAUUGUCGAUGGUACUAUUCGAUCAAUCAUCCGUGCCCAUGAGAACUUAGAGCCAGGUCGGCUCUCUUUUGGAUCCAUCGAUUUGCAAGAUACCAAUAUCAAUCGCAGUCCUUUUUCAUACGAGCAUAACCCUAAGGAAGAACGAGCGCGGUAUUCUGCCGAUGUUGAAAAAACGCUCUCGCUUAUUCGUUUUGAUCGCGAAUCUGAUAAGAAAACAACGGCUGUCUUGACAUGGUUCCCUGUUCACGGCACAUCUUUGUACAACAAUAACAGUUUGGUCACUGGCGAUAAUAAAGGUGUCGCAGCUUACCUCUUCGAGCGCAGCAUCCACGGCGAUGAGCGGUUUACCGACGACGCCGUUAUUGGAUUCUCCCAAGCGAAUGUCGGGGACACAUCGCCUAAUAUCUUGGGAGCCUGGUGUGAAGACGGCUCUGGAGAGAAGUGUCGAUAUGAAGAUAGCACUUGCGGUGGCAAAAACGAGGCUUGCCAUGGUCGAGGUCCUUUCUUCCGAGAGAAAGAUAACGGAGCGAAAAGCUGCUUCGAGAUUGGGCGCCGUCAGUACUCAGCAGCAAAGAAGCUUUACGAAGAAAUGGACACCACCCCUAUUAAGAUUACUGGAAGUUCGGCGGUGAAGUCUUUCCAUGUGUACAAUGACAUGAAUGGCUACACUUUCCCCUCGCCAUUCAACUCUAGUACGCUAACGACUUGUCCUGCGGCUAUGGGGUACUCAUUCGCCGCUGGAACUACAGACGGACCCGGUGCCUUUGACUUUACCCAGAAUGCUACUGGUCCAGCUGGAAAAAACCCCCUGUGGAAGAUUGCGCGUGCAGUUAUCCACCAGCCCAGCAAAAAGCAGCAGCAGUGCCAAAGCCCCAAGAACGUGCUAUUGGAUAUUGGCACUCUCACUGAACCUUAUGCAUGGGCCGCGGACAUUGUUGACAUACAGGUUUUGCGAGUAGGUCAGCUCUUCCUCGUUAUCUCCACCAGCGAAGCUACCACGAUGUCUGGACGACGCUGGAAGGAGGCUAUUGCGAAAGGAGCAAAGAAACAUCUUUCCGUUUCCGACCCCCUAGUGGUACUGGGCGCCCCAUCAAAUAGUUACGCUCACUACGUGACAACCGAGGAAGAAUACAACGUCCAGCGCUACGAGGGCGCGUCCACACUCUACGGCCCAAACACACUAGCAGCCUAUGUCAAUUUGACCCUCACCUACCUGCCAUAUUUGGGAAGCUCCUCGGAAGUUGUAAAACUUCCAGCCAUCCAACCCGGCCCCACCCCACCAAUCAACACCAACAUCUCAUUGAGCUUCAUUCCGGGGGUUGUGUAUGACGGAACGCCCCCUAGCAAGCACUUUGGAGACGUGGUAUCAAAUCCAGGGAGUGGACCCUAUGGACCCGGAGAUAUUGUCAAGACGACCUUUGUUGGCGCCAAUCCCCGCAACAAUCUACAUCUCGAAUCGACCUACGCUGCAGUUGAAAGAAAAUCCGAUUCUGGGAAAUGGGAGGUCGUGCGCAAUGACCGCGACUGGAACUUGGUCUAUACCUGGAAGCGGACCAAUGGCGCUCUUGGCUACAGUGAGGUGACAAUUCAAUGGGAGAUUGAGGAUGAGUAUUAUAGUAUCGACACUGCGACCCCCCUGCAGGCUGGAACCUAUCGGAUGCGUUAUUAUGGAGACUCAAAGAAUCCUCUUGGCCAAAUCUCGUCAUUCGAGGGUAUUAGUGGGACUUUUACAGUUAAGACUUAA
Molecule: messenger RNA, 2289 nt
Organism: Penicillium griseofulvum
Lineage: Eukaryota; Fungi; Ascomycota; Eurotiomycetes; Eurotiales; Aspergillaceae
Product: neutral/alkaline ceramidase
Exons: 2
Coding region: 1-2289 (762 amino acids)
Biological process (GO): long-chain fatty acid biosynthetic process; ceramide catabolic process; sphingosine biosynthetic process
Cellular component (GO): extracellular region
Molecular function (GO): N-acylsphingosine amidohydrolase activity
Source: RefSeq, a predicted model, not a curated record